AUGAGAGCUUGGUUGUUCUUCUUUCUCAACGUUAUCUGUUGGGUCUUCCUCUUCUUACCUCAAACAUGCCUAUCAAGUGUUCGAUAUAUUGGCAAAGUGAGCCCUGGGUUCAAAGGAUCUCAAAUGCAAUUCAUAGACAACAGUGGCUUAUUCCUACUAUCAAACAGCUCUAAUUUCGGAUUUGGUUUCAAUCCAAACGCCGAUAUCACUUCCUUCACCAUCGGUAUCAUUCACAUUACAACUUCAAAAGUCAUUUGGUCGGCAAAUAGAAGGGUUCCCGUUGGUAAUUCCGAUAACUUUGUGUUUGGCGACGACGGCAAUGCUUACAUUCAAACCAACGGAAAAGUCAUCUGGUCAACAAACACCACCGGGAAAGGUGUCGCCGCCAUGAAAUUGCUUGAUUCCGGUAACUUGGUGCUGGUACGUAACGACGGCGUUUUCGUUUGGCAAAGUUUUAGCAACCCCACAAACACCCUUAUGCCAAAUCAAGAUUUCAGUUCAGGAUCGAAACUUGUAAGCAAUCCGAAAAACAAUUUGACAUUUUCUUUAGAAAUCAAAAACGGAGACAUGUUUUUAUCAACCGGGUUCCGAAACCCUCAAUCGUAUUGGGCUAUGAGUAAAGACAAAAGGAGAAUCAUCAACAAAGACGGUGGAAACCUCGAAUCCGCCAUUAUUAAUGGCAAUUCAUGGAGGUUUUUCGAUGAAAACAAAGUUUUGUUAUGGCAAUUCGUGUUUGCAGAUGGUGAUGAUUCCAACGCCACUUGGGCCGCUGUUCUAGAAGAUAACGGCUUCAUUAGCUUCUAUAAUCUCCCAGGAAAAAUAACAGCAAACCAUGGAAUCCCUGAUGACACGUGUAGUACACCACAAUCUUGUUCCACGUACCUCGUUUGCCACUCUGGCAACACGUGUCAAUGCCCAUCUGGCCUCAACGAAAUCAGCUGCAAACCAUCUAGUCUAUCGUGCGCGAAGAAAGAUGAAGCGACUCUCAUUAACGCAGGCGAUAAUCUAAGCUAUUCAGCACUUGGGUACACGUCACCUUCUUCAAAAACAAAUUUAGAUGGGUGUAAAUCAUCGUGUUUAGGUAACUGUUCUUGUUUGGCUAUGUUCUUCGAUAACAAAUCCGGAAAUUGUUAUCUUUUCGAUCAGAUUGGAAGUUUUGAAGACGCGAAAAACGGCGAAUCUUUCGAAUCUUACGUUAAAAUUUCGCGCGAUUUAAACGGGAAAAAGAAGAAACAAUCGAUUGUUGUUGUGAUCGCGAUUGUCAUUGCCACAAUUUUUGUCAUUCUAACACUUGUGUUCAUAUGGAUUUAUUGGAACAAAAAGCGAAAUAUUCCAAUCGAAAAAGAUAAUGAAUCAUCGGAAGAAGAUAAUUUCUUUGAAAGUAUAUCCGGGAUGCCUGUGCGCUUUAGUUACACAUACCUUCAACAAGCAACCGAUAACUUUAGUAUAAAACUCGGGCAGGGUGGGUUUGGGUCGGUUUACGAGGGCGUGAUAAAAGAUGGAACAAAGAUAGCGGUCAAGCAAUUAGAAGGAAUCGGGCAGGGAAAGAAGGAGUUUCGGGCAGAGGUCAGCAUCAUCGGUGGGAUCCACCACCACCAUUUGGUUCGGCUCAAAGGGUUUUGCGCGGAAGGUGCACACCGCCUCUUGGUAUACGAGUACAUGGGUAACGGUUCGCUAGACAGAUGGAUCUUCAAAAAGAAAAAAACCGAGUUUUUAUUAGAUUGGGAUACGCGAUACAACAUCGCAGUGGGGACCGCGAAAGGGCUCGCGUAUCUCCACGAAGACUGCGAUGUUAAAAUCGUGCACUGCGAUAUAAAACCGGAGAACGUUUUACUCGACGCGAAUUUCCGCGCGAAAGUAUCGGAUUUCGGGUUAGCGAAGCUAAUGACGCGCGAACAAAGUCAUGUAUUCACAACCCUGAGAGGGACCCGCGGAUACUUAGCACCCGAAUGGAUCACGAACUACGCGAUAUCUGAAAAAAGUGAUGUUUACAGUUUUGGAAUGGUGCUUCUUGAAAUCAUUGGGGGACGUAAAAACUACGAUUCCUCGGUGAUUUCAGAGAAAUCCCAUUUCCCAUCUUACGCGUUUAAAAUGAUGGAAGAGGGGAAAAUCCAAGAAAUUUUCGACCAAGAUAUGAAAAUUGAUGAAAAAGAUGAACGUGUUAAGGUCGCGAUACAAGUGGCUUUAUGGUGUAUACAAGAUGAUAUGAAUUUAAGACCUCCUAUGACCAAAGUGGUUCAAAUGCUUGAGGGUUUGUGUGUGGUGCCCACACCACCUAUGGCUUCUCAAACAUGUUCGCGGUUCUAUUCGGGUAUUUUUAAGUCUAUUAGUGAAGAAGGAACUUCAUCCGGGCCUUCGGAUUGUAAUAGUGAGGCUUAUUUAUCUGCUGUUAGACUCUCAGGUCCGAGAUAG
Messenger RNA from Lactuca virosa, 2412 nucleotides. NCBI's taxonomy places the organism in Eukaryota, Viridiplantae, Streptophyta, Magnoliopsida, Asterales, Asteraceae. The record is from the annotation of a GenBank genome assembly.